AUGCAAAUGAAUGAUUUUGCAAAACAAGCUGAGAUAAACCAAUUUCUCAUGCUACAUUCCAUGAAAAGUUGUAAUCAAGUUGCCAGCAACAAAGCAAGGGAAGAUGAUUCCGUUUUUGGAGGUGUCUGGGUGUCCCCAGAAGAUGAUGUAAAAAAGAACACUCUUUCUCUAACUGGGACUGAAAUUUGGGGUCCCAGACCAAAUCAAAUCAACGAAAAGAGUAUUAGCUCAGAUAGUAGCUCUAUAAAAAGUACCCCAGCUGAUAUUACACCAGAAGUAAUUUCUGACAAAGAGAGAUUUUUUUUCAAAAAUAACAAUGCAAUUCCCUAUUUUCAAUUUCCCCAUGGACUGAAUCACAGUCAGAAUGAUCAACGCAUGCAACAGUUGUUUGGUGAUAUCAGUCAUAAUUAUAAUCAAAGCAAUAAUGUGCCGCCAUUACAACUUCAUCAGCAGCAACAGUUUCGAUCAGAUAUUCUCCCAUCUGGUGAGGAUAAAUUCAGAUCAAUUUUAGAUGGCAAAUCAAGUGGAAGUUCCAGUGGUCGUGUGUCUGUUAGUGAUCAGGAUUCAGCUAUCUGGGGGAACUAUGCACAGACUUUGAAUGAUCUGAAUAAAAAGUCAAACAAAAAUUCUUCAAGUGAUGCAUCUCAAAAAGACUUUUCUUCUCCAAUUAAUUAUCUUGUUGACUUUCCACCAACAGCCUCGAUCAUACAAAAGGACUUACUAGAGAAAUCAUUCUCAUCCAACAUGACUACACCAUGGAGCACUGUUGUAAAGCAAUCGAUAGCCAAUAACCAAGAAGAUUGGCUUAAUAAGAUGAAGAUUAAUAGUAAUAAUAAUUUUCCAGGAUCAAAUCCUGUUGCUAAAAUGAUGUCAAAAGAUAAUUUGGGACCAUUCCAUAAUUCACCGUGGGAUCAACCAUCGAAACCUCAUUUAUCCCAGCAAUCUACAAAUGUAUGGGGUCUGCCCCUUUCACAACCAACAACAAUCAACAAGCAUCCUGGGUCAAAUCCAACGAACAUAUGGGGACAUUCAAUAACCAAAGACCUAAACAUUGGGUCCCAGUGUCCUGUAAAAUUUGACCCAAGUGUUCCACCACCACCAUUUCCUCAGAAGACACUACCCCUAAAUAAAAACAUCCUCGAUGGUAAAAUGCCACAAAUGAAUAGCAACAACAACACUACUAAUGUAAAUCGAGACCAGUUGCUAAGCCUAUUAGGUAGACCAUUGUCAUCAAUGUCAUCCAGUAGCAUGAAGCAGGUUGGAGGCCUCAACAACAGCAGAGAACAUCAGAACUCAAUGCAAGCAACUUAUCUACAACAACAACAACAGGCUAAUAAUAUUUUUAAACACUUGAACCAGCAGUCAUUCAACAUGGCCGCUACCCACCAAGUCACACCUAUGCAACGACCAAGUGAUUUACAAUGGUCAGAGUUGUACAAGAAGCUUGCUAGGUACAUAUGCUCAUCAGCACAACUUCCUCAGACUAGAAGCAGGAUGAUUCAGUUUUUCACUGCGUUGGGAUUCAAGAAGGAAACAGCAGGAAAGCUUCUGAUAGACAAUGGCCUGGAUUUUGAAUUGACAUUGGGUGAAUUGAUUUUUAAGUCGGCAGUUUCUAGAGGUCUGAUUGAUACGUCCCUACUAUCUCCUGGCCGCAGUCCUCUAGAUCCAUCUAAGCCAAUAAAUUCUAACAAGCAUGGUGGAAUAUUGCAGAAUUAUCUCAUUUCACUGCACGGCAUCAUACAACAGAUGUCGUUUACUCAGAACUGCCAUGACGUAUCAGCAUCUGCUCAGCCUCCUAUCGACUACACCAUACAAGCCCUGAUAAACAGUCAGGAGAGAUUCACCUCUCCGACUCUCUACAUGCCUAACUUCAGUUUCACAAGCAACAACUACAACAACGACCAACUUGUUUGUGGCAGUGCUGGUGGUAGCAGUAGCCUAAGUAGUGGUGUCAUUAAUAACUUAAAGAACCUUAUCUCUAGUAACAACAGUGCCAGUUCUAGUAUCACCGGCAUAAGCAAUGACAGCAGCAAUGUUCGUUCUAUAUUACUUAGCAGUAGCAACAAUGUUAAAGGUAAUAGUGACCUGAAUUUGGGUCUUGGAUCUAACAACAACAACAGGGGUAUGCCUCCGUCAUUCUUCACUACUCCACCUCAUCUUGGCUUGUCAUCUCCCUUGCCCAUCUUUGAUGUUAACUGCAACAAUGAACAGCAGCAGCAACAACAACAGCUAUUGCCACUGCUGCAUCAGCAGCAGUCAAAAUCAUCAAGCAUGUUGAAUCCUAGGAGCCCAGAAUGGGUUCCUAAUUCAAAUUCAAUGUUGGAUUCGGUUGGUCUUGUUAGUGGUUUUGGUGGUAAUGCUAACAGCAGUAUAAUAUUAUCAACAUCCUCUGCCACAUUUGUUUCUUCAGUUG
This is a messenger RNA of Helobdella robusta, 2413 nucleotides long. RefSeq lists its product as hypothetical. The record is from RefSeq and is a predicted model, not a curated record. Lineage: Eukaryota; Metazoa; Annelida; Clitellata; Rhynchobdellida; Glossiphoniidae. The annotation marks the transcript as partial. The transcript is spliced from 6 exons.